Messenger RNA from Ichthyophthirius multifiliis, 4839 nucleotides. RefSeq lists its product as hypothetical. Gene Ontology annotation, molecular function: DNA-directed DNA polymerase activity; nucleotide binding; DNA binding. Gene Ontology annotation, cellular component: nucleus; zeta DNA polymerase complex. NCBI's taxonomy places the organism in Eukaryota, Ciliophora, Oligohymenophorea, Hymenostomatida. The transcript has 6 exons. Gene Ontology annotation, biological process: error-prone translesion synthesis; double-strand break repair via homologous recombination. The record is from RefSeq and is a predicted model, not a curated record.
AUGCAAGAUUUGCCAAUAUAUCAAUCACAAUAUUCAUAAUAAUUUUUUAAUGAUUUUCCAUUUUAUAAAGAAUUAACUAAUUAUAAAGGAAAUAAAAUAAAAUAAGUUCCAAUUAUACGUUUAUUUGGAGCUAAUAAAUAUGGGUAAAAAUGUUGUUUGAAUAUACACAAAGUAUAAUUAUUAUUUAUAUAAAUAUGUUUUAAUUUUUAAUAAAAAGUAUUUUCCCUAUUUUUAUAUUAAAUUAGAAAAUUUAGAAGAAAUAUUGGAAAAAAACAGUAUUUAUUUUAUAUUUAAAGUAAAAUAUUUUUUUUCUUUUAUUAAAAAAAAUAAAAAAAAAUAUAUAAAAAAGAUGAUUAUCUGAUAUAAUUUGGUUAAUAAUUAGAUGAAAUUUUGGACAAAUUAUUAAAUAUAAAAUAAGGAAUUAAAAGUAUAGAGCAUGUUAAAAGGAAAGAUAUAUAUGGUUUUUACAAAAAAGAAUAAUCUUUUUUAAAGAUAUUAUAUAUAAAUCCUUCGCAUAAUAAAAAAAUAUAAGAAAUAUUAACUAAUGGGGCUUUAAAUAAUAUUAAAUAUUAAAUAUAUGAGGGACAUUUGACCUUUUUCAUGCAUUUUUAUAGUGAUAAUUGUAUUUUUGGAAUGAAAGAAAUAACAGUAAUGAAUUUUAAGUUUAGAAUAAAUUGCUAAGAGUAUGAAGUUGAUUGUUUUGAGAAAAUAAAAGUUAGUUUAAUGUAAAGAAAUAAGGUUGUAGGUUAAAUAGAAAAUUAAUAAGUUAAUUUAAAAGUUGAUUUUUCAGAAAAUAAUAUUUUUUCAAAUUAAAUAAAAAAAUCUACUUGCUAUAUUGAAGCCGAUGUUGAAUAUAACAAUAUUAUUAAUAUUUUGGAUUUUAUAGAAGAAAAUGGGGAUCUAUAAAAAUUUGUUUUUUCUCAAGCAAUAAAUGAUUUAUGGGAAGACGAAUAAAAAAGAAGAUAAAUUUUUAAAAUAGAAUAAAAAUUAAAUGUUUUUGAAAAUAAAUAAAUAAUGAUAUAAGUGGAUGAUAUUGUUAAUUAAAUGUUUAAAAAUGAUUAAGUUAGGUUCAAAUUAUAAAGGUUAGCUUAAUUUAAGGCUAAGUAAUAAAAAAAUGGAAUUUAUAUGCCUUUUUAGAGUAUUGAAUGCUUUAUUAAUUCAAAAUAAAAUGAGUAAAAUAUUAUCAAAAUUAAUUUUUAAAAUAAAUUUUAAGAAUAUAAAAAUCGAAAAUAAGAGAUUUUAUAAAUUUUAAUUAAAUAAAAUAAAAAUAAAUAUUAAUAAAAAGUAAAUAAUUUAUUUAAUUAAUAGGAUGAAUAAGAUGAGGAAAAUAUGAAAGAUGUUUUAAAUAUUUUAAAUGAAAAUUAAAACAAAAAUAUUUUAAUAAAUAAUACUAAUUCUAAGUAGUCAAUAAAGUAAUAUUUAUAGGAUUUUUGUUAUAAUUGUCAAUAAUUAAUUCCUUUUUGUAAAUGCCAUUUUAUAAAUGAUAAAAUUAAUUAUUAAAAUUCCAAAUUUUUUAUUAAAUAAAAUAAAACUAAACCAAUUUAAAAUUUUUAUAUCUAUAAAUAGAAAUCUCCUUUGUUAAAAACAACAUUUUAAAGCAUUAAUAAAAAUACUAGAAGUGACAUAAAAUAAUAUGCUUAUUUUGAAAAUAUUAAAGAUUUUUUUUCUCAUUAUGGUAUAAAAUAAAAUAAAGAAGAUAUCCCUUUGUUAUUUCAGGCUUAAAUCUUAAGUUUGUUAAAUGAAAAAUAAGGCAAAGAUUAUAUAAUUGAUAUAAAAAAUAUACUUAAAUUGCCUAAAUUUACACGAGUAUAUACUUCUUAAGAUUAUGGAAAUUAAUUUAUAAAUAAUAUUAAUACAAAAAAAAGUUUUAAUUAUUUAUAAAAACCUCCUUCUUUAGAUAAAAUAUGUUAUGAUAUUUAAGAAAAAUAAAAAAAUAGUAAAAAAGCUUUGAAUAAUAUUAUAUCUCCUUGGAAAAAUAAUAGGAUUUCUUAAAAAAAAAGCAUGAAAAAUGAAAAUAUAAAUUAAAAUGAAAAUUCUUUUGUUGGCGAUAUCACUGUUAUGUUUUUAGAAUGUUUUGCAAAAAGUUUUCCUAAAAAAUUACCAAACCCUUAAAAUGAUCAAAUAUUUUUGAUUAUUUUUUCUGUUUAAAAUUAAAAACAUAAUUUUUAAUAAAAAAAAAUAAAAAAUGUUAAAAAGUAAUACUUAUAUAUAUAUAUAGAAAUAAAUGAAUCAAUAAGUGAAAUACUUAUAGUACGAUCAGAAACUGACUUAAUAAAAUUGUUAAUACUAAUAGUUUAAAAAAUCGAUCCUGACAUACUUUGUGGAUGGGAUACUGAAUAAUAAUCUUUAGGUUACAUAAUUUAAAGAUGUGAAACUUUAGGUAUAUAAAUAUCUGACUAUUUAAGCCGAUGCCCUUCUAAUAUAAUUGAUUUGUUAAAUGUUUUAUAAUAAAGUGAAUUUUUAUCUUAAAACUAAAAAGAGUAAAUAUUCUCAAACUAAAAUUUGAGUAUAAGUAAUAGUAUAAAUAGUCUAGAUAAUAGUUCAAAUGCAAUUAAUAGUAGCAGUAAUGAUGAAAAUGAGGAAAACUUAAGCAAGUUUUAGAGCAAUAAAUUAGUAAAAUAAAAAUAAGUUGAUUUUUUACAAAAGUCUAAUUCUUAAAAUAGUAUUGGAGGUAUUAUAAAUCCUAAAUAUAAAACUUAAAAUGAUAAUACGAAUAUUAAAGGAAGAAUGAUUUUAAAUACAUGGAGAGUAGCUAAAGAAGAAUUUAAAUUCACUAAUUAUGAUUUAUAGAAUGUAUAUUAUGAACUAUUUGGAAUUAAAAAUCCAGUAUUUUCUAAUUCUAAGCUUUCUUUUUGGUUUAAUAUGUAAGAAAAGUCUAUUGUAUUGAACUAUUUUUUAAACAGAGUUUAAUGUAUUUAAUAGAUUUUAGAAAAAAUGGAUACAAUUUAAAGAACUACAGCUUCAGCUAGAUUAUAUGGAUGUGAUUUCGAAAGUAUUUUAACUAGAGGUACUUAAUUUAUUGUAGAAGGUGUUUUAAAUAGAGUUUGCAAAUAAAUAGGUUUUCUACUUUUAUCUGCUAGCAAAUAAUAAGUGUCGGCCUAAAAAAUACUUGAAUGUACUCCUUUGGUUUUAUAACCUUAAAAAAGUUUCUAUGUUGAGUAAUAACAAUAUUAAUAUUUAUAUAUUUAUUUUUUUAAAAGUCCUAUAAUAGUUUUAGAUUUUUAAUCAUUAUAUCCUUCAAUAAUAAUAGCUUAUAACUAUUGUUAUUCUACAUGUUUAGGUAAUAUAAAUGAACUAUAUACCGAAGAAGGAAAAAAAAGACUUGGAGUGAUCAGAAACUACGAUUUUUAACUCAAUUCACUUAAGUAGAUAGAAGAAAAGCUAUUUAUUUCCCCUAAUGAAGUAGCGUUUGUAAAGAAAAGCGUUCGCUAAGGAGUUUUACCUUAAAUUUUGCACGAGUUUUUACUCUCAAGAAUAAUGAUAAAAGAGUCUGCAAAAUAUUACAAAAAAAAUGAAUACAUAAGCAAAUUAUUACAAGCUAGAUAACAAUCUAUAAAAAAUUUCAUGAAUGUAGUUUAUGGAUACGCCGGUGCUUCUUUUUCAGGAAGAAUGCCAUGUAACGAUUUAGCUGAUUCAAUAGUGGAUACUGGGAAGUAUAUUCUAUAAGAAGUUAUAAGGAAAAUUAACUCGAAUUCGAAAUGGAAUGCAAAAGUGGUUUAUGGAGAUACUGAUUCUGUUUUUGUAAUUUGUAAAGGGAGGAAUCCGAAAGAAAGCCAUUUUUUGGGAGAAGAAAUUGCAAGUGAAAUUUCGAAGGUUUUCCCUUAUCCUAUAGAGUUGAAAUUUGAAAAAGUUUAUUCAGAGUUGGUCAUUUGUUCUAAAAAACACUAUGUAGGGUUUAAAGUUUAGGAAAAUUUUUAAAAUAAAGUAUUGGAUUGUAAAGGAAUGGAACUUGUAAGGAGAGAUGGGUGUGAGAGUGUGUAGAAGAUUUUGAGAGAAUGUAUGUAUAUUUUGUUUGAGAGUAAAAAUUUGAGUUUAUUGAAGAGCUAUUUGGUUAAUUAAUGGAGCAAAGUGUUGAAUAAUUAGAUCAAUUUUAAGGAUUUUGUGAUUGCUAAGGAAGUUAAACUAGGUAAAUAUGGAGAUAAUAAGCCACCGCAUGCAGUCGUGGGUUUAAAAAAUAUGCAAAUGGAUAAAAUGGAUAAACCAAAAUAUGGUUAAAGGGUCUAGUAUUUGGUAGUUAGGGGAGAUUUUAAAGCCAAAAUUAGAGACUUGGUUGUUAGUGUGUAGGAGUUUGUUAAUAAUAAACAUAAAUAUUCACUUAAUUCGUUUUAUUAUAUUAAGCAUUAAAUAAAUGCGGCUGUUGGAAGAGUUUUGGCUACUAUGAAUAUUGAUAUUAAUGUAUUUCAUAUUAUUUAAAUAUAUAUAUAUAUAUCAUUUAUUUAGGAUUGGUUAGAAUAAAUACCAAAAGGAAUUACUAAAAAAAAUAUUAUAAAUGAGUAAAAAGUACUAGAUUUUUAUAAUAUUUAGAAUUGUGUAAUUUGCUAAAAUUAUAGUAAAGAAUAAAUUUGUAAAAAUUGUUAAAAAAAUGAAAGAAAUUGUAGUUUUUUAAUUGAAAAUAAAAUUAAAUUGCUAAAAUAAGAUUUAAUUUAAAAUGAAAAAAGAUGCCUAAAUUGUUCUUCUUUUUCUUUUUAAAAUGUUGAAGAUGUUCCUUGUGUAGAAUAUAAUUGUUCUUAUUUUUUUGAAAAAAAACGUGCGAAAGAUUAAUUUUAGGCUUUUGGGAAUAUUAUUAAGGCAUAUAAUGAUUUAUUUUUAAAUAAAGAUUUAUAUAAUAACCUAAAAUGA